AUGGUGUGGAUGCAAGCGGCGCGAAGGGGUCGAUUUGGACCGACGGGCCCCUUGAAGCACGACGAUGGCGAGGUUGCCCAUGUGGAAGACGUGGACCGGACCCAGAACGACGAUGAAACGAAGCCUUCGCCCUCGAGCACCAUCGGCAGACAAUUCCCCUUCGUCCCGGAGUCGUUAUCAGACGACGCCCUCCCCUUCAUCCCCAAGGAACUGGUCCUCGAACGCCGCCACGGCAAGCGCUCCAAAUCCGAAGACCACCCGCAGAGAAAGGUUGACGGCGGAGAGGAGCGCAAGCAGCCGCAACAGCAAGACCACGAACACGAACACUGGAUCGUCAUUGACGACAUCGUCUUCGACUGCAGCGACUUCAUCUCCGAACACCCCGGCGGUCAGCAGGUCAUUCUCAGCUUCGUAGGCGAGGACUGCUCCUGGCAGUUCUGGCGGUUGCACGGCAAGAAUGUCAUGGAGCAGUAUGGCCGCGCCCUCCGGAUCGGGAGGACCGAGGGCAUCCAGAACAGGUUUGUCGAGCCUGUCAGAUACGUCGGCCUGUCGAACCUCGGUGACGAUGGGUGGUAA
Messenger RNA from Fonsecaea multimorphosa CBS 102226, 576 nucleotides. RefSeq lists its product as uncharacterized. The record is from RefSeq and is a predicted model, not a curated record. NCBI's taxonomy places the organism in Eukaryota, Fungi, Ascomycota, Eurotiomycetes, Chaetothyriales, Herpotrichiellaceae. Gene Ontology annotation, cellular component: intracellular membrane-bounded organelle; membrane. The transcript has a single exon. Bases 1 to 576 code for a protein of 191 amino acids. Gene Ontology annotation, molecular function: heme binding.